Mercenaria mercenaria is the source of this 1593-nucleotide messenger RNA. Its product is annotated as low-density lipoprotein receptor-related protein 12-like. Gene Ontology annotation, molecular function: protein binding. The coding region runs from base 189 to 578 and encodes 129 amino acids. The record is from RefSeq and is a predicted model, not a curated record. NCBI's taxonomy places the organism in Eukaryota, Metazoa, Mollusca, Bivalvia, Venerida, Veneridae. The transcript is spliced from 4 exons.
GUUAGCAAAAUGCUAAUUUAGGUCAUAAAAAUGACAGUAAAGAUUUGCUGGAAAGAUAAUUGAUUUUACAGGAGUUUGAUGUUGUGACUAGUACGGGCUGCACAAAGAAUUGGUUGCAAGUGCAUGAUGGAACAAAUGAUUCUUCUUCCUAUGUGGCAGGCUUGCCUGGAAACCUUUGCGGUCAUUCAAUGAGCAGUACUGUGCGUACAACCACUGGUCCAAACCUGUUUCUUCGUUUUAACAGUGGCGGUUCAGUGCAAAGUAAAGGCUUCAGCAUGAUAAUUACACAGUUUCAUACAGGUGCUUGCAAUGGAAAUGAAUACUCUUGCGGCAAUGGUCGCUGUAUCUCAGACAGUUUGCUGUGUAAUGGAUACAAUCCGUGUGGAGAUAAUUCCGAUUGCAUUUUCGUUCUGGCAGCUGGAGCAAUUGUCGCCAUUGUCUUUGGAUCAUUAAUCUGCUGCUUUGCAAUGAUGAGCUGUUUCAUCUUAUGUUUUAGACGCAGACGUAGGCGUAUAAAUAGAGGUAUCUAUCAGCCGGUCGUAGUAACAACGGCAAAUUAUGGUACGGGCUAUAAUUAACCAUAAAGUUUGUGACUAACUGGAUGGAAUCGUAGAACUCCAGUCAAACAUAUAUCAUAUUUACCAUAUGUUGGGUCAUUUUUGUUGAACUGACAUUUGUUAUCACUGUUCUGCAUUUAGAUUGUUUCAAGCGUUUAAAAGAAAUGAUAUAAUACUUUGUUUCACACGACUAAAUUUGCACCUAUAGCCAGACCAUGUGGAGUUUGAACACAUGAAAGAAAUGAAAAUACUAUGUAUUCCACACUGAGUAUCGUUAACCAUUAACUGUCAAUUAUUUAGGUUUCACGUUGUUUUGCACUUCAAAGUAUUUUUCCUUCAUGACGGUUUAUUACAUGACAUGUCUGUGAGUGACAUUUUCACUUUGCUAUGUAUCUAAAAACUAUAAAACAAGUUAGAGUACACAUAUUUAGUUCCGCUAAAACAUUUUCUUUUCUUAUUUGAAAAUUUUGACUUAAAUUUUUAUGUCUUGAAAUAAACACAUUUUUGUAUUUUUUUGAUGUAUGAAAGCAUGCGUUUUCAAAGCAUGUAUUUUAACCGAGAUUAUGCUCUAACUAACGCUUAUAUUUCCCUAAAAAUAGAGAUUUUUCAUUCUUCUAUAACUAGACAUUUUACACUAAUUAACCUAUUGUUUUAUGCUAAAUAAGUCUGUCUGAAAAAGAAAUUGGAUCCGGCGUUAAACCUAUUAAGUCCUAUUUUAUUCUACAAUCGGACCCUGGCCUCUGUAUACACAUUUAGACUGAUUUCUUUGGGAAUUAAUUUUCAGUAAGUAUAACAUUGAUAUUAGUACACUGAUGCACUUUGAAUCAUGUGCAGAUUCCAAACUGUUCUUCUGCCAUCUUAAAAAGCUAACUUUUUAAUCGAGCAGUAGUAAUGUGUGUUUUUAAUAAAAACAUGUGAUCUUGUUUUGUUGUCCUUAGUACAGGGCUAAUAACACUAUGAUUGUAAGACGAUAUGUUCUUACUUGAGCGUUUAUAUGCGAUGCCUUCUUUAAAAUAUAUUGAUAAAGGUUCUUUAA